This is a messenger RNA of Mesocestoides corti, 1671 nucleotides long. The record is from the annotation of a GenBank genome assembly. Lineage: Eukaryota; Metazoa; Platyhelminthes; Cestoda; Cyclophyllidea; Mesocestoididae.
AUGGAUCGAUACGAGGUCCUACCGAGUGACUUAAAACGCGCGCGCGUUCGCACAUGCAACAGCAGCUUGUCAAGUGGCGAUUUGCACGUCGACGACGAUGACGACAACGUCGAGGAAACAGUCUACACCCUGUACACUGAUGCGGCAAUUGACGACGUAGCAGAUUUGCUUCUACAGAUCUUCGUCACAGACAACGCCACAGGCCUCCUGCUAGACGACCGAGAACUCACUUCAGCAGAUGCACGAACCGAUCUCACCACGUGGCCUCCUGCACAGCGAAUUCGGUACGCCGAAUUCCAGCGACCCAGAGCGUUGCUUGCCUUCUUCGUGGACUUGUACCGCGUCGGCGUUGAACUAACAGCUGACUGCCGACAGUCGAGUCAUUUCUCGGCAAAACAAUCGGAAUGUGUGCACUUUUUCAACGGUUACACACACCUAUUGGCUGUCUACACCCAGAUUAUUUGCAAGUACCUCACAGGUACGCAACACUUUGACGUGGAUCACGUCUGUCCACGGCUGUGCCUUCCACGAGCUGCGCCGUUGUGGCUGAAGGGUCGCAGCCUCAUCGACGACCCAGACAUGCUGCUCCUCCCACCCACCAAUGAGGCUGUAGACGUGUGCGCGCAAAUACCCUUCGCUUUGCCUGGAACCUGCAAGCUCAUUGGUCGUGGUGUCUACGACAAUGAGUUCAAGUGCCAAUGCAUCAACGCGGCUUACCGUUGGAGGUCAGAGCCUGGCGCGAUGGCUAUUGGCAAGUUUCCGCGCUGUGAACUGGUUGCCGAAUUCGACAAUUUGGAAGUCGGAGAGACCAUCAGGGUGUCAUGCAAUACCCCUGAAAGGCUCCAUUUCUGCGAUCCGAUUGGCAGCCAAAGUGCUGACUCGCCCUUCUUCUCUCCAAGUUGUUACUACGAGGCAAGUCGUGAGACGAUUGGCGCCAACCUCGUCAAGGUCUCUCUCUGGCCGGUAUGCGAAUGCAGAUCCGGUUACAGCGGUGUUACCUGCGAGAGACGACGCGACGUCUGUGAGGACACCCUCGUUCUCACCUCCAGCGACGCUUCAGCGCUUCACGGUUUACUGGGUCUCCCUGAACAGCUGACAGCUAAUUGGCUCUGCGACGCCAACCUUGGUGGAUCCAAAUGUGUGCCUGAUGUCCCCUCGCGCAGCAACUAUGGCUACCGAUGUGAAUGCCAGCCGGGCGCAGGGCGAGAUCCCAGAUUCCAGGGUCUGGAUAACUGCAAAACUCGGGUUCAGCAAGAAUUCUCCAAAUUCGGACCUCCAAGUCGCUGCGAGCCUGGGUAUGCUGGCGACGACUGCGACAUGACCAUUAACCCGUGGUCCGAUUGGAGCAGUUGGAGCGAAUGCUUCCCCGCCUGUGGUAAUCACCGACGGCGUCUGCGUCAUCGUAUCUGCCUGGGCGACUUUGGGUGCAUCGGCAGUACGCAGAUGACAAAACGCUGUUCUGCCGUUGAAUGCGCGGAGUUUGAUGACUCUGAUGCCGAAAUUCAGGUGCACAAUCUGUCCGAAUUCAAGGACAACGGUGGAUUUUUCAUCCCAACUAACAGCGGCAUCUUCUUCACUACAUUUCUGCUUGUCAUUCCAAGCCAGAUUGCGCUAAUCGCCCUCGUGACAUGGUUGGUAAUCAAAAAAGACAGAAAACGAUUCGGGUUGUAG